Molecule: messenger RNA, 2692 nt
Organism: Ctenopharyngodon idella (grass carp)
Lineage: Eukaryota; Metazoa; Chordata; Actinopteri; Cypriniformes; Xenocyprididae
Product: B-cell receptor CD22-like
Exons: 10
Coding region: 126-1730 (534 amino acids)
Source: RefSeq, a predicted model, not a curated record
UGAUUAUAUGUCCAGCAAAUCAGCAACACCCUCUACUCAUGCUUCCUCUCCUACUUCCUCCGUUUGGUCUGUUUUCAUCAUUUCACAUCUGAUGGACGAGUGCCUCACUGAAACACGGUGUUGCUAUGAUGAUUACAGUCAGAAUGGCUCCUGAUCUUCCCCUGAUGUUUUUGCUCAUGUUUUAUGUGGUAUCUAGUGCUGGUUGGAGUGUGAGUUACAGUCCUUCACACAUCUGUGCACUAAAGAACUCAUCAGUGAUAAUGAGCUGCACUUAUACAUACCCUACUGGACAUCAGAUCAUGAGAGUGUUCUGGACCAAAGGGCCAUUACAAGUAGGUGUAGAACCUCCAGAUCUGUCUGAGGACCCUGAAUACAGUCAGAGGCUUCAGUAUCUGGGAGAUAAACAGCAGAACUGCACCAUCAGACUGAGUCAUGUGACACUGAAGGAUUCAUACAAGUACUAUUUCAGAUUCAUCACUGAUAAAGACAAAGCGAUGGGCUUGACUGGAGUGACUCUUGCUGUCACAGAUCUUCAGGUGGAGUCUCCUGAGAGAGUGACAGAGGGAGAUUCAGUCCGUCUGACAUGUAAAAGCAGCUGCACUCUGACUGACAGAGCAACAUUCAUCUGGUACAGAAACUCACAGCCAUUAACUGAGAGAAGAGACAGAAACAAUGAACUCCUGCUGCAGUCAGUCAGAAGAGAGGAUGCAGGCAGAUAUAGCUGUGCUGUACACGGACACAAUCACACCUCUCCUGCUGUUUAUCUCAGUGUCACACAUCCUCCAAAGAGCGUCUCAGUGUCCAUCAGUCCAUCUGGUGAAAUAGUGUCAGGAGAUUCAGUGAAUCUGAACUGCAGCAGUGAUUCAAACCCUCCUGCUCUGAACUUCAGCUGGUUUAAAGGAGGAACGUUUGUAGGAUCUGGACGAAUCUUCAACAUCUCAAAGAUCAGCUCUGAUGACAGUGGAGAAUACAAGUGCAAGUCCAUCAAUGAUCAUGGAGAGAAAUACUCUGAUACUGUGACUUUAAAUGUCAUGUAUGAACCCAGGAAUGUCUCAGUGUCCAUCAGUCCAUCUGGUGAAAUAGUGUCAGGAGAUUCAGUGAAUCUGAACUGCAGCAGUGAUUCAAACCCUCCUGCUCUGAACUUCAGCUGGUUUAAAGGAGGAACGUUUGUAGGAUCUGGAAGAAUCUACAGCAUCUCAAAGAUCAGCCCUGAUGACAGUGGAGAAUACAAGUGCAGAUCCAGAAACAAACAUGGAGAGAAAUACUCUGAUGCUGUGACUUUAAAUGUCAUGUACCCUUCCAGGAAAGUCUCAGUGUCCAUAUGUCAGUCUGGUCAGAUUUGGGAGGGAAAUUCAGUAACUCUGAGCUGCAGCAGUGAUUCAAACCCUCCUGCUCUGAACUUCAGCUGGUUUAAAGGAGGAACGAUUGUAGGAUCUGGAAGAAUCUACAGCAUCUCAAAGAUCAGCUCUGAUGACAGUGGAGAAUACAAGUGCAGAUCCAGAAAUAAACAUGGAGAGAAAUACUCUGAUGCUGUGACUUUAAACAUCAUGUCAGAAAGAUGUUUCUCAUGGUCUGCAGCGUUUGGUCUUGGUGUUGGUGUUGGUGUUGGACUCUGUGGAGCAUCUGCUGCUCUCAUUGUUUUGUAUAUUCGUCAUACAAAAAGGAUGAAAAGAUCUGCUAUAAGAUUUUCUCAGAUUGCGGAUCCCGGUGCUGAAGUAUAUAUAGAGUAAGGCUGGCUUGAUUUCCUGACAGGUCUGAAUUCAUCAACUUUUACAGGAACAGUCACCAUGCAAUAAAACAAUACAUCUGCAAACAUGGAUGCAUAAUCUUCUCUGCUCACCCAUUCCUGAGCCCCUCUUUCCCUUCUUUUUCUCCACCAGGCUCAGGUCACUAAAAGUUUACUAAUCGUGACUACCACAAAUAAUGUAUCUUGUGAAUUCAUUGUUUUUCCUUUAAUGUUUGGCAUCAUUUAACUCGUUCAUCUGUUACACAUAGACUCACUGAAUGUUGUCCUUUUUAUUGUUCAGUUUUUUUAUCUAAAAAGUCAUUUUUGAACCACUCAUUUUUAUUAAAUAAACAAAUAUGAAAGCAGCCAAAAAUGACCAGCAGCCAAGAGUUUUAAAUGUCUCAGUACGAUUGGUCAAAUGGUCUCAAUUUCACAGCAUAUAUAUUACCAUAUAUUAUGUGAUCCUACCCAACCAAAAAUACCAAGUUCUGUCAUGAAACUCUAGAUGGCGUAGGCUGAUGGGUCCUUAACACAACCUGAUGACAUUUGCACAUUAACUACACAGCACAAGCUGACUUGGUUCCCAUUGCAUCUGCAGCCAUUGAGCUUGUUGCUCAAUAUUUAAAUGGUUAGUUCACCCAAAAAUGAAAAUUCGGUAAUAAUUUAUAAUAACUGCACACUAUGAAGCAUUAGUUAAGCAUUAGUAAAUACUCAGUUCAUCAUUUAUAAAGCAUUAAUAGACAUUAGUAAGCAGUUUAUAAAUACAGCUGUAAAUGCUUUGUUCUUGAUUUAUAAGCAUAUCUAUAAUGUGUUUAAUAAUUGUAUUUUCAUUCUUUAUUAAUGAUCAAUUUAUCAUUUCUAAAUUGUGUAUUACAUUAUUUACAAACCAGUUAUUUAGGAGUUGUCAGUGGUUCAUAAGAUCAUUUAGAAAUUGUAAGUGAAUGAUUAAUAAACUAUUUAAAUGUA